Gracilinanus agilis (Agile Gracile Mouse Opossum) is the source of this 2684-nucleotide messenger RNA. RefSeq names its product kelch like family member 33 (gene KLHL33). Gene Ontology annotation, molecular function: protein binding. The record is from RefSeq and is a predicted model, not a curated record. Bases 84 to 2414 code for a protein of 776 amino acids. The transcript has 5 exons. Lineage: Eukaryota; Metazoa; Chordata; Mammalia; Didelphimorphia; Didelphidae.
GCUGGCUAGAGUAGCCCCACAAGUUUCCUCUCCCUGGGGGUCAGAGGCAAAGCCCAGCACCCAGACCCAGCUAGUUCUGGGCCAUGAGCUCCCCAGGCACGGUGAUCUGCCCCCGAGAGGAGGGACUAAUUUCUCCUCACUCCAAGAAGGACAACCCCAGCCUCCCUUUACCAGUCCGACGAAGUCCCUCCUGGUCCUCCUCCCCAGACGAGGACUCGGGUCUACUCGCCUUCCCUCUGGAAGAACCGGGCCACCCGGCCUCAGUCCCGGAGGAUCUUCCUUCUCCCUCGUUGUCCCUGGAGGAGGAAGAGGAGAAGAAUGAAGGGGAACUGGAGAUGCUAGUGAGUGAUGAGCACCCAGCUCAAUUCUUUGCAGAAGCUCGAAGGCUUCGGGACUUGAGCCUGCUGCUAGAUGAAGAGAUAUUAGUGCAGGGUCGAAGGUACGCGGUGCAUGGGGUGGUCUUGGCUUCAGUCAGCAGCCUCUUUCGCUCCCGCCUGAUGGGGAAUGGGGGCCCACGGCCCCCCGUACAGCUCGAUAUAGCCCGCCAGGGCUGGGAGGCUGUGCUGACCUUCGCCUAUGAGGGGGUAGUAGGUCCCGCCAAGUUGGAGGAUGUACUGGCCGCGGCGGAGGUACUGGGGUCUCCUCGGGUAGCAGCUGCUGCUGUAAGGAGUCUGGACCAGAAUCAAGGAGACAAGGAGCAGCAGGGACCAGAUAAGGCCGAGGAGUUGAGAGAGAACCUGGGUAGCAUCAAGCAGCUCUAUCAUGAGGGUAUUGGCUGUGACCUGGAUCUGGAAGCAGAGGACUGCCACCUGAAGGUUCACCGCGUGGCUCUGGUCUGUGGGAGCGAGUUCUUCGGGGCGAUGCUUUUGAGUGGGAUGCGGGAAUCCCAGGGCUCAGCUGUUGUUCUGCGUACAGUCACUGCCCCAGACCUACAGCUCCUCGUCUCCUUUGCCUACUCGGGGGCCCUGCAAACAAACUGGACAGGCCUCCUGAGGGCUACUCAGACUGCCCUGCAGUACCAGAGCGGCUCCUGCUUGGCCCUGUGCCAGAGAGCCUUGGCUCGGGGCCUCAGCCCUCUCCGAUGCUUAGCCUUGCUUCCUGUGGCCGAAGUCCCAGGACUGGAGAGACUCUGGGACAAAGCCCACUACUACCUCCUCACCCAUCUGCCUGCCGUGGCCUCCUGCCCUACCUUCCCAGACCUGCCUGCUCCCUGCCUGCUCAACCUCCUGGCCAGUGAUGAGCUGCACAUACAGCAAGAGUUCGAGGCCUUCGAGGCUGUAUGGCGAUGGUUGGCAGCAGAUCCCACUGGCAGAGAGCCUGAAGCCGAGCCUCUGCUUCGCUGUGUCCGUUUUGGUCGCAUGUCCACCCGGGAGCUGCGGCGAGUGAGAGCUGCCGGACUGCCCCUGCCUCUGCCCUCAUCCUUGCUGCAUCAGAUUCUGGUAGAGGCAGAGGUGCCAGGCCGAGAAAGGAGGCGGGAGCCCGCCCGGGCACUGGUGGUGGUUGGCGGGGAUGGGCUCACGCCCGACUUAGCUCAGAGUCAGCCCUCCCGAGGCGUGUGGUGGGCACGGGCCUUCUGCAGCGGCGUGGGGCUGGUCCACACGGUGGAAUGGGGUAAGCUACCUGCCUUGCCCCCUCCCGGGCGCUUCCGGCAUGGUGCUGCCAGUCUCACUGGGAAUGAACUCUACGUGUGUGGAGGGCAGCAUUACUACAGCCACUCAGACACCUUGGCUUCAGUCCUCAGGUGGGCACCUGGCCAAGGUAAGUGGGAAGAGUUGGCUCCAAUGGGUCAGGCACGAUGCUUCUUCCCACUGGUGGCUCAUGAUGGAAAUCUUUAUGCCUUGGGUGGGAGAGAUAAAGGGGCGGCCUUGGAUUCGGUGGAGGCCUACGAUCCCAAGCUUGAUGCCUGGAGGACAUCACCACCUCUCCCCACACCUUGCUUUGCACAUGCUGCCUCUGUGUUGGAUGGUCAGGUCUAUGUGAGUGGAGGCUGCAAUGAGACUGGUCAAUACCUGGCCUCUCUUUUUAACUACAGCCCUACUCGUAAGCCAUCAUGGACCUUGUUGAGUCCCAUGAAGACCCCUCGGGCAGGUCAUAUCAUGGUGGCACUGGGUGGACGUCUCUACGUAGCAGGAGGUCUGGGUGAGACUGGGGACCUGCUGAGUUUUGAGACCUAUGAACCGAGGACUGAUACAUGGAUGGGCCUGGAACCUUUGCCCUCCCCUCAUGUGGGAGCUGCUGGAGUCUCUCUUCAAGGGGAGAUAUUAGUUUUGGGGGGCUAUAGCCAUCAAACAUAUGCUCUCUCCCACCUAAUCCAUGCCUACUGCCCUGGCCUAGGCCGCUGGCUUUGCCUGGGAACCUUGCCCCGGCCUCGAGCUGAGAUGUCUGCCUGUGUCCUUCGUCUAUCUCCUGUGUAGCUGCAAACCCAGGAGCUGACUUAGCUCAGACUUUAAUCCCUAGUGGGGCAGAGAAAGGAGUGGAACAACAAGAAGAAAAAAUGGACAAACAGCAUGUAGAGAGUAAGGAUGUGGGGGAAGAGAAGAAAAACACUUGAGGGAAGAAAACUAAUAGGUCAGAUGAGGAGGAGGAAAGCCUUUAUUUAUAUUAGGGGUUCUUAAUGGUUUUUUGUGUCAUGAAUCCCUUUGGCAGUCUGAUGACACCUGUGGACCCCUUCUAAGAAUAAUAUU